UCAAAGGGACAACAAGUAAAGAAAAACAGUUGCACAUGGGCAAAACAAUAUAACAUAUAUACCUAAUGGAAAGAUCAGAUAAAAUCAAAUUAGAAAAGUUGCUUGGAGAAGGAUCGUUCGGAAUUGUAUAUCAAAUAACAGAUAUUGAAACAAACAAAAAAUUUGCUCUCAAAAGGAUAGACUUUUGUGAUCAAGAAUCAGAAAGGGAACAGGCUAAAAGAGAAGCAGAUUUGUUAUCAAACCUUCGCCAUGACAAUAUCUUACAGUAUGUGGAGUCAUUUGAAGAGGAUGAUAGCUUGUUUAUUGUGACAGAAUACUGUGAACGUGGUGAUCUAGAGACUUACUUGGAAUACAAGUCACGACAAGAGGAAAGGUUACCAGAAAAUAAGAUAGCAAUAUGGAUAUAUCAGAUAGCAAGUGGUUUACAUUAUUUACAUGAAAGAAAGAUAUUACACAGAGAUUUAAAAACAAAGAACAUUUUUAUCAUGACUGACUGGAAUGUUAGAAUUGGUGAUCUAGGUAUAGCAAAAGUGCUGGACCUUGGUCAGAGUAAAGCUAACAGUUUUGUGGGAACACCUGCCUAUAUGUGUCCUGAAUUGUUCGAACAAAAAGCUUAUAACAAUCGUUCUGACAUUUGGAGCUUAGGAUGCUGUGUUUUUGAAAUGAUGGCACUAAAGAAAGCAUUUGAAGGAAAAGCUAUAUUUAAAAUAAUCCACAAUGUGAUAUCAGGGAAGCCUCCUAAGCUGCCUCAAGGGUAUAGCUCAACUCUAGAAGAUCUUGCAUACGCCAUGUUGCAAAAGGAUGACUUUUUAAGACCAACAGCUUUCUACAUCAUGAAUCACCAGUAUGUUCAAAAGAAUUUACUAAAGACAAAUGCAUUUGACAAUUUUGAUGAAGAUUAUGACCAAGAACUUGCCGUUAGAUCAAAGAAAAAGAAAAUCAGAUCACUAGGUAGUUCCGACGGCAGCAGCAGUGGUAGUGGCUCCUCAUUGACUUCAUGGAAAAAUAUCACAAAUCGUAUUCAUGAAAUGGAGGAUGAUAUCAGGAAAUUGAAUGAAAAAAAAGUUCAUGAAUUGGUAAACUCACUAGAGUUAAAUAAAUACCGUCAUUUAAAAAAAAAGCCAAAAAAUCAGAAAAAUGCAAGUGAUACUCUGGUGGAAAAGAACGAGGAUUGUGAUGAAGAAGACUCAGGAACAUUUGUUUAUAGAGGAACACUCAAGAGUGAAAGUGAUUCCGAUGAAGAGGAUCAAGGAACGUUUGUUUACCAUGGGACUAUAAAGCAUUUAAGUGAUUCAGAUGAUGAGGGGACAAUAUUACAUCCUGUGAACAUACAACCCAACAGCAAUGUUAAUGGUAUAAAUUCUAGUCCAGAGAAACUUAAACAUUCUAAUACCGGCAAAAAUCUGAAAGAGGACUUAGUUGCAGCUACUCUUCUUAAUAGAAAGGAAAGUCCGACUGAAGAACAUAGGGGUUUAAGUGGGGAAGAUCUAAAAAAUUUAUUGAAGAAAAAUCCCAAAGAUGCAGCAAAACAAAUUGUUCAGGGACUGAAGAAGACUAUGUCAUUGGAUGAUGAGAAAUCUGAUGGAAUUCUGCAGGACAUACAGAAGGAGGAGGAGAAGCAUUUGAAAAAGAAGAAAGCAGGAUAUUAAAAGAAGGAAGGUAAUAAUAAGA
Messenger RNA from Mytilus californianus (California mussel), 1671 nucleotides. RefSeq names its product serine/threonine-protein kinase Nek1-like. Gene Ontology annotation, molecular function: ATP binding; protein kinase activity. The record is from RefSeq and is a predicted model, not a curated record. NCBI's taxonomy places the organism in Eukaryota, Metazoa, Mollusca, Bivalvia, Mytilida, Mytilidae. Gene Ontology annotation, biological process: protein phosphorylation. Bases 66 to 1649 code for a protein of 527 amino acids. The transcript has 8 exons.